AUGCACUUCCCAUCACUAACAGUCCUCAUCACUGCGCUGGCCGCAGUCGCAGCAGCAGCCCCGAACCCCAACCCCAAAGCCCCGUCCGCCCCCAACGGCGCAAACAACGACCCAGACCAAGAUAUGCGCUCUGACGCCUUCCGCCAACACUCGAUUACCGUCUUCCUGCAGAGCGAACCGUACCUCGUCAUCGAGUCGACGAUAGGGAUCCAGCUUGAGUGCAAGGCGCUGAACAAGAAACAGUUCCCGAAUGGUGUGCUUGGGAUCCAGGUGCCGGAGGGGUAUCAUUGUCGGUUUUGGAAGUCAACUGAAUGUAACGGAGGUGGAACGGCGAAUAUCCGGGCCCCAGGCGAGGCAAUUGAGCCGGAGCUGGUGAAGGAGCUGAAUUCGUUUAAGUGUUAUGAGAGUGAGGGGGGUGAAUAG
Aspergillus mulundensis is the source of this 423-nucleotide messenger RNA. RefSeq lists its product as uncharacterized. NCBI's taxonomy places the organism in Eukaryota, Fungi, Ascomycota, Eurotiomycetes, Eurotiales, Aspergillaceae. The coding region runs from base 1 to 423 and encodes 140 amino acids. The transcript is spliced from 3 exons. The record is from RefSeq and is a predicted model, not a curated record.